GUCAGAGUGAUGUUAUUAAACCGCAAGGUACCUCGUAUUAUGAUUGAUUGAUAUUGAUAUCUUUAAGAACAAGUGACUCUUUAUUUUCUCAAAUGAACACCUAGAAAAUUCCUUUUCAGAUUUUGUGGGAGGUAAGGACUCCCGUUACAUUUGUCAAGAGGAAAGUGUCAUUUUAAUACAUGAAAUCGUGGCCAAUGGAGUAAAGAGUACCUGAUGAUGCAACCGAGACUGAAAAGUACAUAAAAUAACUGAACGAGUGUUAAUUGGAUACCAGGUUGUAUUUAAGCAUAACAAACGCCGACAUGGCCAACAAUUUAGUGAUGUGGCAAAUUUAAAGACACACUUAAACAACCUUAGCCUAUUCAACCUUAGCAGCUCAACCCACCUCUUACAUUUCUCCUAACCCAGCUCUUCUUGCUCCCCCCAACAUUUCUCCCAAGUUCCCAACCUUAGCUGCACUCCCCUCCUUCCACCUGCACCAACUCAUUUUAAUGUUUCUCUCUGGUCUUUUACUUCACCAACAACCCAUGGUCCUCAAACGCUCUACCCAAUAUUCUUCUUCUCCCAGUCCACGCAUCAAACAACAUCCCAACGAACAAGGCUUCCACGUCAGCAAGCCAGGCUAGGGUUACGACCCAACCCCCAGUCCACCUUCGCUUCGAGCCAGCGCCGCAGGAGAGGCGCGAAAUUUGAAACGCUACAGUGGCGGACUGGACAGAUGUGACAGCUUGUCUGGUCAACUCUUCGCCUUCUUUUCUUGUUGUCUUCUCCGGCGAAGCACCGGGCAUCCUUCUACAGCCCCCAAACUAAAGUUCCAAAUUCAUGGCUUGCACAUGAUAAUUCACCAGCAUCCACCCACCCCUGCCAGGUUCCGGCAACCACCCUGGCAGCACCUGUGGGAAAAUGAACUCAGGGAAUAAACAUGGCGUCAAUGGUGAAGCUGUGUGAUUCCAUUGCGAGGAGAAUCCAAUGCAUGCAGCAUCCUCUAAAGAUUGUAUUUCGUCGAUUGGGUCUGGGCGCUAAUAAUGAUCCUGAUUUGAGCAGAGAUUUUUUUGUCCAGCUAUGGGUUGCAGAUAGAAAGAAGCAUAAGGCUGGCGCAAAAUAUAGACCGAAAAGUCAUGGCGUCCUGAGCCAUGGUGAAUCAGGAUCUUGUAGUCUUGUCUCUGUUCGGGGCUCAUCUGUAAGGCGUCUCUCAGGGGUUUAUGCAGCAGAGGAAUCUUCCUUCGAUGAUCUAAAACCCAAUCUCAGACAACCGCCGCCUAGCCAAUCUGUGGGGGGUGUUCUGCAACCUUCAUCACCUGAAGAGUCCAUGGUUGCUCAUCUUCUCGCUAGAUCCAACUUGCUGAUUACUAGAGACAUAGAAUGGGCAAAUCUUGUUCUUGGCUUUGAGCAAGAAAACAGAUAUGCUAUUGUAGAUGUGUGCUACCCACAAUCGCCUGCAGGUUUUAUCCGCGAAAAAAGUAGUGUCAUUGCAAGACAGUUGCUUCGCCUCAGACGCCCUUUUGUGGCUAAUAUAACUGAUGGUCUGGGUAAUGAGCUUUUUAGGGUACGAAGACCUUUUUGGUGGAUCACUAGCUCUAUUUAUGCUGAGAUCAAUGGAAAAGAAAUAGGUGUAGUCCACAGAAGAUGGCAUCUCUGGAGGAGAAUAUAUGAUCUGUAUUUGGGGAAUGAGCAGUUUGCCGUGGUUGAGAAUCCUGGCUUUUGGAACUGGACGUUUACAUUAAAGGACAUUGAUGGGAAUGUGCUGGCUCAAAUAGAUCGUGACUGGAGAGGAUUUGGUUUUGAGAUUUUCACUGAUGCUGGCCAGUAUGUGAUCCAAUUUGGCAAAGCUGAUUCCAGUAAUGCUUCAGUUGGAGGGAUUCGAGAGUUAGACGUUGUUCAUCCACUAACCCUCUUGGAGCGAGCAGUAGCUGUUGCGCUUGCUGUAUCACUAGAUAAUGAUUACUUCUCAAGACAUGGAGGCUGGGGGAUUCCGUUCGUCGAAGUGGGUGAAUAACCUCUCUAUGUUCUGACUGCUUGCAACCCAUCUCCUGAAGGCAAACAUUGCAGUGGGAAAAAACAUAGUGUACGUCGACACAUUUUUUGUACAGGGAUAGAAGCAAAUUAUAAAUUCUUCUUGGUUUGGCAACUUUAUUAACUCCUGCAAAUGAAAAAUUCUUCUGAUUGAUUGCAUUGAUUAUUGACUAAUAUUACACCAGAAGUCAUCAUUGAUCUAACUGUCAAACCUCGAUGAUGCUGUCCACACAGGGUGCAAAUUUGUGAAUUUAUGAUUGUUACCAUUAUCAUUAACGAGGGCAAAUUUCACUUUUAGUCUUUUGACUAUAUUGGAAUACUGGAUUCACAUUUUUGUCUUGUCUUAGAUUUUAUGUAUCAACAACAAAAGAUGUUCCCCUUUUAGUUUAAG
Messenger RNA from Cuscuta europaea, 2404 nucleotides. NCBI's taxonomy places the organism in Eukaryota, Viridiplantae, Streptophyta, Magnoliopsida, Solanales, Convolvulaceae. The record is from the annotation of a GenBank genome assembly.